AUGGUGGUGGGGGACAUCUCGCCUUCUUUGGCGGAAAUAUCGGAUGUGCUUUCUAAAACUCGAGGAAAGUCAUAUGCCCCCAAUCUAGUUGCUAUUUAUAAAGAAAUAUCUUCCGAUCUCAUUACUCCCUCCGCCGCAUACCUCAAGAUUUCGGCGCAUUCGAAGUCCGAUCACUCUUUCUUAUUCGAGAGUGCUGCAACAGAAAAGGUUGGCAGAUAUAGUUUCAUAGGAGCUGGACCUCGAAAGAUUCUUAAAACUGGAGAAGGACAUGGCGAACAGCUGGACCCAUUGCCUGCGCUCGAGGCAGAAUUGUCCAAAUGUAGGGUAGCACAAAUACCAGGACAAAAAUUGCCACCUUUGACAGGAGGAGCCAUUGGAUAUGUGGGAUACGAUUGUGUUCGAUACUUUGAGCCUAAGACCGCACGACCUAUGAAAGAUGUUCUUCAAGUUCCUGAGUCACUCUUUAUGCUAUUCGAUACUAUUGUCGCAUUCGAUCGGUUUUUUGGAGUUAUAAAAGUUAUCACAUAUCUUCAUGUUCCGGAAGAUUUCACGCGGAUUUCAGCGGAUUACGAGAAAGCACAAGAAAUCAUUGAUGAAGUUGUUUCCGCUCUUGAAUUGCCAGAUACACCUCUACCCACUCAGCCACCUAUAAAACUGGACAAUGAAUAUACGUCAAACAUUGGACAGGAAGGCUACGAGGGACAUGUUAAUUCUCUCAAGACUCACAUCACAUCUGGUGAUAUUAUUCAAGCAGUACCGUCACAACGCUUUGCAAGACCAACUUCUCUUCACCCCUUCAAUAUAUAUCGUCACCUCCGUACCGUCAACCCCUCGCCUUACCUUUUCUACGUCAACUGUGGUGACUUCCAAAUUGUAGGAGCUUCUCCCGAACUCCUUGUUAAAGCUGAAGAGGGUCGCGUGAUAACUCAUCCCAUCGCUGGUACUGUCAAACGCAAUGCAGACCCUCAAAUCGAUGAAGCUCUUGCCGAAGAACUCCGCAGCUCUCUCAAAGACCGCGCUGAACACGUCAUGUUGGUUGAUCUUGCACGUAAUGACAUUAAUCGUGUAUGUGAUCCCAUAACCACUCGCGUAGAUCGAUUGAUGGUCGUUGAGAAGUUCAGUCACGUGCAACAUUUGGUCUCACAAGUCUCGGGAGUGUUAAGGAAAGACAAGACUCGAUUCGAUGCUUUCCGUUCUAUUUUCCCUGCGGGUACUGUAUCCGGUGCUCCAAAAGUCAAGGCCAUGGAAUUGAUAGCCGAAUUGGAAAAAGAGAAGAGAGGUGUAUAUGCGGGCGCAGUCGGAUAUUUCGGCUAUGGAAGUGUAGAUGCAGAAGGGAAUGAGUUUGAGGGAGAGAUGGAUACCUGUAUUGCUUUGAGAACUAUGGUGGUCAAAGAUGGAGUUGCUUAUUUGCAAGCUGGUGGUGGCAUAGUCUUCGACUCAGACCCCUACGAUGAAUGGGUGGAAACUAUGAACAAACUUGGCGCAAACAUGCAAUGUAUAGCCGGCGCCGAGAGAAUCUACUCGAAUAUUCAAUCUAAAUCCACACCUAACUCUGUGACUAGGGACGCCUCAUUACCUGUAAAAUCAGAGGAGAAGGCUCAUAUUGAUUUCGCAGCAGAAUAG
Molecule: messenger RNA, 1623 nt
Organism: Botrytis byssoidea
Lineage: Eukaryota; Fungi; Ascomycota; Leotiomycetes; Helotiales; Sclerotiniaceae
Exons: 3
Coding region: 1-1623 (540 amino acids)
Biological process (GO): L-tryptophan biosynthetic process
Molecular function (GO): anthranilate synthase activity
Source: RefSeq, a predicted model, not a curated record